ACACUACAGAAAUUUGAUAAGAAUAUCAACCAACGUCUCCUUCGCCCUCGUUCUCUUUCGGUCUCAUACACUCUUCAUGUCAACCAACAUUACAAGAAUUUAAUACUGCGUACAAAUGCAAGGCCAAGCUCCCGAGUCUCAGUUUAGGCUUGAUCAGCGGGUCCACUCAUCCACCGAUUCCCGCCGUGUAGGAACUGUGAAGUACGUGGGGCCCGUGGAGGGCUAUUCGGGUACCUGGGUCGGGGUCGAUUGGGACAACGGCGAAGGCAAGAACGAUGGAUCAAUUAACGGGGUCCGAUACUUUCAGGCACGAUCCGAACGGUCUGCUUCCUUCGUCCGGACACAGAAUCUGAGUUCGGGCAUUUCUCUGCUUCAGGCACUCGACCUCAGAUACAAAGCGGAAUCCACUCAAGAAGAAGAGGAUGAAAUGUAUGUGCUUUCAGCCAGCAAUAAGCGUGUAUCUGUUCAGCUUCUUGGUAAAGAGAAGAUUCAAGACCAGCUAAGUCGAUUUGAAGAGUUGACAAAUGCUUCAUUAUUCUAUAUGGGUGUUAGCACUCAUGGAGAUCCAUGGGACAUCAGUAGCAUUUUGCCAAAUCUAAAGGAGCUUGACCUGACAGGAAAUCUGCUCUCUGAGUGGAAGGAUGUAGGCAUCAUAUGUGAACAGUUACCUGCCCUUGCAGCCCUUAACUUAUCUUACAAUCUAAUGUCACUCAAUAUCGGCGGGCUUCCACAUCUAAAAAGUAUCCGGAUUUUAGUUUUAAACAAUACUGGCAUACAUUGGGCACAGGUUGAAAUUCUUAAAAAUCUGUUGCCAGCUCUUGAGGAGCUGCAUCUUAUGGGAAAUGGCAUAGGCACAAUAGAGCUGAAUUCCCAAUCCACUGUUCAUGGAUUUGAUUCUUUGCGUCUUUUGAAUUUGGAAAAUAACUGUAUAGCUGAAUGGAAUGAAAUCUUAAAGCUUUCUCAGCUAAAAAGCUUGGAGCAGCUCCAUUUGAACAAAAAUAAUUUGAAACACAUCUGUUACCCUGGUAGUGAGGUGAUAUGUGAACUUCUUAGUGGCUCUGAAUACCAUGAAAGUACUCAUAGGCCAUUUCAUAAUUUACGUUCCCUUCUUGUUGGAGGCAACAACAUUGAGGACGUGGCCUCAAUUGACACUUUAAAUUCAUUCCCUAAAUUGGUGGAUAUCAGGCUUUCUGAAAAUCCAAUUGCUGACCCUGGGAGAGGUGGUCUUCCUAGAUUUGUUUUAGUUGCAAGACUGGCAAAAGUUGAAACGCUUAAUGGGAGCGAGGUAAGCCCUCGUGAAAGGAAGGAGUCUGAAAUCCGUUAUGUCCGUCUAGUAAUGUCAAACUUUCAUGACAAUCCAGAAGAGAUGAAAAAGCUCCAUCCAAGGUUUACUGAGCUUCAGAGUUUUCAUGGCAUUGAGGAUGAAAGACCGUCAAUUGGAACAGCUGGCCCACAGAAAAUGGCUUCAGGACUCCUAUCUGUUACUCUGAAAUGUGUGGGUGCAUCCAUCGGUGAGAAACCUCCGUUAACAAAAAAAUUGCCAGCCACUACCACGGUUGGCAAGCUUAAAAUUCUUUGUGAAAGCUUUUUCAAGCUGAAGUCCAUCAAGCCAAAAAUAUUUCUGCUGGAAAAGGGCAGCCCUCUACCAAUCUUGCUCGAUGAUGGAAUGGCAACUCUCCUGGACCUUGGAAUUGGGAAUGAGUCGACCAUUCUUGUAGAUGAAGAGAGUUGACAAAGAAAAUACAAACAAGAUUCCUUAAAGAGGUCUUGGCAACUGGCUGCAUGAUUUUCAGAAGUCUGGUAGGGCUUCUCUUCUAUACUGAAAAUCUGGUGGGGCAAUCAAAAUAUUUUGAACUCCGCUCCGGAGAAGGAAAACUUUGGCGGUGAAGAGUUUUGUUAUGAUUUUUAUGUUAAAGUGGACGUAAUUAGUGAUUUGGAUUUGUUACUUUGUUUGAUGGAUCUGUGGCAGCAUGUUUCUUUUUCCCCGAAGACAGUGCCUCCCAGAGAACCAUUUCGUCUGGUAUUUGCAGCCUCAUUUACAAAUCUCUGAAAAAAUAGUCCAUGACAUGAAGUUCCAUUGAAACCACGACACAAAGCAAUAGAAGAUUUGCAGCUUUUGGAA
Tripterygium wilfordii is the source of this 2122-nucleotide messenger RNA. RefSeq names its product tubulin-folding cofactor E. Gene Ontology annotation, molecular function: protein binding. Bases 116 to 1732 code for a protein of 538 amino acids. NCBI's taxonomy places the organism in Eukaryota, Viridiplantae, Streptophyta, Magnoliopsida, Celastrales, Celastraceae. The transcript has 16 exons. The record is from RefSeq and is a predicted model, not a curated record.